Vitrella brassicaformis is the source of this 995-nucleotide messenger RNA. NCBI's taxonomy places the organism in Eukaryota, Vitrellaceae. The record is from the annotation of a GenBank genome assembly.
CUUUCAAGGAAGGCCUGCAAUGGCGUUGAAAGCUUCGAUUAUCAUUUUCUGUGCUCGUCGUGGCCACCAUCUCCGUUUGCGUCACGGCGGCCCGCUUCAAGAAAGACGCCAAUCCGCUCGCAGGCAAGCCAAGCACCAGACCCGAUUGCCAAAUCAUGUGCAUGCUGAUCAAUGCAGACGGCAGCCUCACCAGCACGUCGGGCGCUCCGAAGACCUGGGACCCCUGCAGCUCGCCGUUUGCGGACGGUCAGUGUCGUUUUGAGAAACCUUGCGGCUAUGCCGUCACGAGAAGCCGUGUGCGGUACGCAUGCAAAUGCACCGCCGAAACGGGCAUUGCCAAAUGCGAGUCGCCGGUACACAAGCACACUUGAUACCUGAUGCAUGCUCGCUGAAUCUCCGCGCAUGCAUCUGUCCACAUAUAGGAGCCCUACAAGAGCCAGCAACAGGAGGCUUACGAGAAGUGCCAGGCAGCAUACAACGCCAAUCAGAAGUGCUCGCCCUACACUUCGUGGAUGAAUCCCAAACCUACAACGAUCGCUGGCGUCUUCACCAGCUGUGCGGAGGGAUGCAUCUGCAGGCAAAUCGGCAUGGACAGGGUGUGCGCGCCCAACGUUUGAGAGGCGCAUCGAGCCUGGGGAAGACUGAGACAGACCCAAAUUUCAAUCGACCAGCAGACAGCAAAGAGAGAGAGAUGAUGUGCGAUUUUUAGUGGGACAAGGAAGUUCCUGACACGCAUCGACUCGACGGGCAGACCAGUAGCGGAAUGAAUGCGUGUGUGUGUCUGUCUUCUUUGGUCUGGCUUCGGCGUUUCUUUCUGUCUGCCUGCGGUGUCUGUCGUCUCGUCUCUGCCUGACAUGUCAAGGUUCCUUUUGUCCGAUAGAGGAAGGAAACGAUGCAUGCAAAGAAUCAACGAAAGACGCGCAGAUCCGGCACAUGAAAAGAUAAGGAUAAGCCACGCUGCAAGACACUAACGAGACAGCAGGCAAUGGUUAAAC